Messenger RNA from Condylostylus longicornis, 1935 nucleotides. It is a transcript of the gene tsl, whose product is annotated as torso-like protein. The record is from RefSeq and is a predicted model, not a curated record. NCBI's taxonomy places the organism in Eukaryota, Metazoa, Arthropoda, Insecta, Diptera, Dolichopodidae. The transcript has 5 exons. Bases 532 to 1581 code for a protein of 349 amino acids.
GUAUAAAACAGUUGUUUAUUGUAAAAAGGCGCGCUACAUCGCUUCUACUAUAAUACGCAUAUUCUUUCAAUAAAAUUUAUAGCUAAAUCAAAAAAUAAAAAAAAAAAGAUGUGUAAAAAUAUAGAAUAAUGAAAUAAUAAGUGAUUUAAUAUUAAUUUUAAUUAUAUAAAAAAAUAUUAUUGUGAAAAUUCAUUUAAAAAAAUUUUUUUUCUUAGUAGAAAAUUAUAAAAAACAGAAGCAAAAAUGAUUGUAGCAUGUGGUGAUUAAGAGCUUUUCUACAAUAUUUUUGUGCUACUACUUUUUUUUUCUUUUCUUCGACCAUAUUUUUUUUAUUUAAUUCAUUUGAAUUAAUUAUAUACAGAAAGAGAAGAAAAAAAUUAUCAAAAUCUUAAUCUAAUUAUUUAAUUUAUUAAGAUUUAUAUGAAAAAAUAAUAUUUUGUAUAUUAUUUUUGAAAAAAAAAUAAAAUUAUUUAACAUUAACAACAUAACAUUGCGUGUACAUAACAAUAAUUUGGUGGUGCCCGAUGAGAAAUGAAACAAAAACAAAAUUUCAUUUGGCUUUUAGCAUUAUUUAUAUUAGCAUUGGAUUUAUGUUUUGGUGGCAGUCAUGAAUCACAAUUACGUAUCGGAAAAUCAAUUAAUAUAUUUGUUCGUUAUGGUUAUCUUAGCAUAUCAAUGAAAGUUAUUUCAAAUAAUGAUACUGAAAGGUGGUUAUUUAAGGAGCCUACAAAAAAUAUUUACAAGGACAUGAGCUCUUUAACUGAAACCAAAGAAGAGAACUCACCCGGUAUAUUCCAUGGUGAUUUUCAUAUGGAAUUCUGUGACAAUCGACGACAAUUAUAUCAAGCAUAUUUUCGUGAUUUUACAAUAGAACGAUUAGAUAAGCCAUGGGAAGCUUUUACUGGUGGUUGGCAUUCAGAAUUAGCUGCAAAAAAAUUAGGAGUUAAUACAUCAUUUAUUCGUGGUGAAUAUUCAUAUGUUCUAGUCAGAGUUGUUAGAUUUCGUGAAGUCGGUAAAUUAAAACGAUCAAUACCAUCUAAUCAAAAACUUGAAAAUGAUGUAUACGAAAGAAUACAACAACUGAAGACUGGUAACAGUACUGAUGCUAUUAAAUUUAUGGAGUCAUUUGGUACACACUACAUUAGUUCAUAUACAACAGGAAAUUCACUAUAUCAAGUGUUCGUUUAUAAUAAAAUGAAUUAUCAAGUAAUCAAAGAUCGAUUAAAAUCAAAAGGAAUUUCAGGUUUAUCAAAAUUAGAUUUAUAUAAUUUUUUUGCGCCAUGGUAUGCUGAACAUUUAGGGCAAAUAAGAUCAGCAAGUGGGAACACAACAAUUGAAAGAUGGGCUAGAAGAAAACUUCAAUAUCAAUAUUAUUUCUUUAGAUAUUCAACGCUCUUGAAAUUGCAUGGGAAUGGAACUUUAUUACGUUCAUUAGAUCAUAUAUUGGAUAAUGAAGCUAUUUUACAAUUAGAUUUAAAAUCACUAAAUGUUAUAUUUAGGGAUAACGAUAAACAAAAAUGGUUUCAAGAAGUUUUAGAUAAUUAUAUGAAAUUAUGGGAAGUAAAUAUGGGACUAAAUUGAAAUAAUUUUAAAAUAAUGCGAAUACUUUUAAUAAAUUAUAAAACUACUUUUAUAAUAAAAUAAAACAUUUAUUAUUUUUUUACUUAUAAAAAUAAAUAUUAUAUUGAUGAAUUGAAAAUCUAUACGUAAUGCUAUUCUAGAUUAAUAUAGCCAGAGAUUUUCCUAUAUUUUUAAAUAUGUCCUUUUAAUAAAUAUUUUCAAAAUGUUAUAAAUAUUGUUACAUUAAAAAAUAAUAAUUCUCUUUAAUUUUAAGUAGAAUAUUUUAUCUGUGAUAGUUUAUAGUGUAGAUAAUUUUAAAACUUUAAUAAGUAUAAUAUCAAAAUGUAUAAGUUUAUUUUGAAAGUAAUAUUAAGA